AUGUCGCUUGCACACACAGCUGCGGAGUACAUGCUCUCGGAUGCCCUGCUGCCCGACCGCAGGGGCCCCCGCCUCAAAGGACUGCGCCUGGAACUGCCCCUGGACCGCAUGGUCAAGUUCGUAGCCGUGGGCUUCCCCUUGUUGCUGAUGUCGCUGGCAUUUGCCCAAGAGUUCUCCUCUGGGUCUCCCAUCAGCUGCUUCUGUCCCAGUAACUUCAGCAUCCGGCAGGUUGCCUACGUGGACAGUUCCUGUUGGGACUCACUGGUUCACCACGAACAGGAUGAGACUGGCCGGUACAAGACGAAAUCCCUCUGGCCUCACAAGGCCCUCCCCUACUCCCUGCUGGCCCUGGCCGUGGCCAUGUACCUGCCGGUUCUGCUGUGGCAGUAUGCAGCCGUGCCGGCCCUCAGCUCAGAUCUGCUGUUCAUCAUCAGCGAGCUGGACAAAUCCUACAAUCGCGCCAUCCGCUUGGUGCAGCACAUGCUGAAGAUCCGGCAGGAAGGCUCGGACCCGCACGCGUUCUGGGAUGAGCUGGAGAAGGCUCGGAAAGAACGAUACUUUGAAUUCCCCUUGCUAGAGCGGUACCUGGCCUGUAAGCAGCGCUCACACUCACUAGUGGCCGCCUACCUCCUGAGGAACUCCCUCUUGCUCUUCUUCACCUCAGCCACCUACCUAUACCUUGGCCACUUCCACCUGGAUGUCUUCUUCCAAGAGGAAUUCAGCUGUUCCAUCAAGACAGGGCUGCUACAUGAUGAGACCCACAUCCCCAGUCUGAUCAUGUGCAGGCUGACCUCUUUGUCUGUCUUCCAGAUUGUUAGUCUCUCCAGUGUAGCAAUAUACACCCUGUUGGUUCCAGUGGUAAUAUACAACCUCACGCGGCUGUGUCGGUGGGACAAACGGCUCCUAUCCAUCUAUGAGAUGCUCCCGGCUUUUGACCUCCUCAGCAGAAAGAUGCUGGGAUGUCCCAUCAAUGAUCUCAAUGUGCUCCUUCUUUUCCUCCGAGCCAACAUCUCUGAGCUCAUCUCUUUUAGCUGGUUGAGUGUCCUAUGUGCACUGAAGGACACAACCACCCAGAAGCACAACAUUGACACAGUGGUUGAUUUCAUGACUGUAUUGGCUGGCUUAGAACCCUCAAAACCUAAACAUCUCACCCAUGGGGUGUGUGAUGAAAAUCCAUAG
Messenger RNA from Physeter macrocephalus (sperm whale), 1179 nucleotides. It is a transcript of the gene PANX3, whose product is annotated as pannexin 3. Gene Ontology annotation, molecular function: wide pore channel activity. Gene Ontology annotation, cellular component: plasma membrane. NCBI's taxonomy places the organism in Eukaryota, Metazoa, Chordata, Mammalia, Artiodactyla, Physeteridae. The transcript is spliced from 4 exons. The record is from RefSeq and is a predicted model, not a curated record. Gene Ontology annotation, biological process: positive regulation of interleukin-1 production; monoatomic cation transport; cell-cell signaling. Bases 1 to 1179 code for a protein of 392 amino acids.